GUCAGUGUCUCCCGCGGCCUCGCCUGGAAAACAUCGGUCCUCUCACCUCGGCCGUCCUCCAGGCGACGCGCGCUCCUCCUCGCGUCCGUCGGAACAAAAGAAAAGAGGUUAGUCCGCGGACUAAUGAGGCACUAGAGCGGGGGCCCACCUUGCUCGACGGUCUCCCCCUUCGGCUGGGCCUGCCCGCGAGUUCCUAACCUCUCCGCCGCCCCGACAUGGGCGCCCUUCGCCAUUUUUACUCAGCCCUCCUGUGCCUGUGCCUCGGAGCGCUCGCGCGCGCAAAUGUCCAGAGCAAGGUGCGAUGUUCGAGACGACAAAUGGAAGUCGACAUCGUCAGGAGCAGUCCUGAGGCGAGGAUAUACUUGCAACAGUUGAAGACUUAUCCAGACGAGGCUUGUCAACCGCAUCUCACCGAUGGCGUGGCCACUUUCAGACUCUCCCUUUUGGACCGGGACUUAAUGAGAUGCGGCAUGAAGCGAAUCGUCAGCGAAUUCUCGGACCAAAAGGUGUACUACCACCGCGUGAUCGUGGAGGAGCCCGCGGACUCCUGCAAGCACACCUUCCUGGUGAAGUGCAUCAUCGACGAGGUCGAAAUCGAGCCCGAAGUGAACCUCGUAAGCAACCACACAUUAGUGAGGCGUAACGUACUUCCAGCGGGGUUUCAAGAGCCCGAAGUCGUUACCUAUAGGGCCAUGAUACAGUCGUCCCCGCCGCCUCCAAUUUUGGGAAUCAAAGUCAAACAAGGAGACACGGAAGUAACUGGGGAAUUGAAUGUCAGCCCUGGGACUCCCUUAAAAAUGGAGAUUUUCCUUGAUUCUAAAUCUGCUCCGGUUUAUGGACUUCUGGUUACGUACAUGCAGGUGACCGACACGAAGACUCAAGAAGAGACAAUAAUUUUCAACGGGUGCUCCGUCGAUCCCUACCUUUUCGAGAACUUCAACACGAUCGACGGUGACUUUUUAACCGCGAAGUUCCGCGCUUUCAAAUUUCCGGAGAGCACUUACGUGGAAUUUCGAGGGACUGUAACCGUCUGCCUGGAUAAAUGCGAAGGGAUCGAGUGCAGUAGCGGCCAGGUUGGAUUCGGUAGAAGAAAAAGAGCCAUCAUGGGAAGUAACGACAAGAACAAGGUCUUCGAGGUGUCUAUGACGACGUUCAUCACGGUGGACUUUGACAACAAUACCGUCAUCGACCAGAGCCUUUCAAAGUUCGUGCUAAAGGGGAAGAACAAAAGGGCAGAGAGGCCGAUGAUCGCCGAGCAAGUUAGGGAACAAUUCAAAUACAAGGUCGUCGAAACCGUGACGAGUGGGUGCAGCAUAAUGAGCUUAAACCUCUUCCUGGUCUUGGCUUGCCUAUGCCGAGUUUUCUGAAAAGCAGACGUCGAGACUUGACCUAAAACUCGAAACAGGUCGAGAAACUCCGGAGCUACUUUUCGGGACGCGACGCAAUUUCCUUGCGCUCGUUGUCCCGCAGGAUAUUCCAAAUUAAACGAGAAAAAAAGAAAAAACAAAACAGCUUAUUAAGAAAUAUAAACAAAUAAAAUGUCCCGAGAAGUGCGCUCGAACACUCGAGGAGCCGAACAGCAAUGUGAUACUAAAAUAAAGACGAUCCUCCGACGCAGAGGUAGAGGGUUGGGGAAGAAGGUGCGAUGCUUGGCCAGAAGUUUGGCGGCAAAAUUUGAAUUUGCCGCCUCGCUGAGGGAAACUUUCGACAAAAUUAGCCUAACUUCCUUGUAUAGAAGCGUCUAGAGAUUGAAGCUCCAGACACUGCCCUAGCUAUUCUUUCAACGAUUUUAGUUAAUUCUCACGCAGUUAUGUCCGUCACCUAUUUCUCUUGGAAAAGUACUGCUGCUACAUUGCAUAGUAUUGCUGCGCGCGGUUACGGACCCGUUGCAAAAUCUCUGGCAAUGUUUCCGUAACUGGUAUGGGUCAAUGAUUUCUCCGCUCCGUAACCGCUACAUUUUUUCCGAUCGUUUAUCCCGACAUUUAGGUCCGAUUAUAAGAUCUUGAAAAUUGGCCUUUGCGAGCGGAGAACCGAGGUUCUCAAGCUAGUCUUACGACUACGCAACCUUUACCUUAAUUACUUAACUAGCGAUUACGAGAUUAACGGAUUACGCCUAACAACAAUAACAAGCACUUUACUCUUGUAAAAUAACUCGAAAUAAACUGACGGAUGAGCGACAGGAUCAGA
Orussus abietinus is the source of this 2187-nucleotide messenger RNA. RefSeq lists its product as uncharacterized. Bases 216 to 1367 code for a protein of 383 amino acids. NCBI's taxonomy places the organism in Eukaryota, Metazoa, Arthropoda, Insecta, Hymenoptera, Orussidae. The record is from RefSeq and is a predicted model, not a curated record. The transcript is spliced from 8 exons.